AUGGUAAAAUAUAUUGCUUUCAUGGAUGUUAUAAGACAAGAAGAAAUAGAGAAGUUUUAUCAAGCAUGUCAAAUGCAUAGAGAAUAUUACAAAGGAUAUCCUAAAAGUCAUCAUCCUCUUAAAUACUUUAAAGAUCCAGAAUAUGCUUUCCAAUGUCCACCUGAAAUGUCCGAGUCAUAUUUGAGUUUUCCACCUUACCACGUGAAAUAUAAGCAGCCCGCCAUUUUACCUCCAACGAUAAGUCGUACUUCUGGCUUUCCUCAAUUGCCAAACCGUUCUUUGGCUGGGCGAUUUAAUAAACCAGCGUGUAAGGCAUUCAUCCGAUAG
This is a messenger RNA of Zerene cesonia (dogface butterfly), 327 nucleotides long. RefSeq lists its product as uncharacterized. The transcript is spliced from 3 exons. The record is from RefSeq and is a predicted model, not a curated record. The coding region runs from base 1 to 327 and encodes 108 amino acids. NCBI's taxonomy places the organism in Eukaryota, Metazoa, Arthropoda, Insecta, Lepidoptera, Pieridae.